Messenger RNA from Rosa chinensis, 1282 nucleotides. Its product is annotated as keratin, type II cytoskeletal 1-like. NCBI's taxonomy places the organism in Eukaryota, Viridiplantae, Streptophyta, Magnoliopsida, Rosales, Rosaceae. The record is from RefSeq and is a predicted model, not a curated record.
ACACUGAUUGCUUCAGCAAAACAGCAUCUACUAGAUGAUCCUAACUAUACAAAGAAGAAGCUUCAAUUUGAUCAUGUGUGGCCUAUUCUCAAGGAUGCUGAAAAAUGGACCGAUAAUGGUAGAAGUUCAACUAAACCACGACAAAAAAAUUACUCAAGUGAAGGAUAUGAAUCAACGUCUCGCACAUCACAAUCGUCAGGUACAUUACCAUUUGAUGUCGAUUUGAAUGCAGAUGAAGACGAACAAGAGCUGUUUAGUGAUGAACUUGCCUCACCUCAUCGGCCUAUUGGUGUAAAGAAAGCAAAGCUGAAAAGGAAAGAGUUGAAUGAGAAGACUAAGAUUGCUCAACAAGUGAAAGAAUCCAACCAAGAACUGAAGAAGUUACUUGAAAAAAGCUUGUUGGAGAGAAAUGCUUUUUCCUCUAAGCAUGAGGAAUGUGCAUCUCAAAAAUUAGCUAUUCAACGUCAACAUGAGGAGAGCAAGAUCAUGCUUACUAGUUUGGAUUCAAUUACAUAUCCAGAAGGACGUGAUUACUUAGAAUGAAAAAAAACUGAAAUAAUAGAGAGAAGAGCUCGUGAGUCCCAACUACAACAAUCACCUACAACAUUUGGCUAUGGUAAUUUUGGAUAUGGACAACACUAUGGAGGAGGAAGUGGUGGAUAUGGACAGCAUUAUGGAGGAACAGCUGGAUAUGGUGAAAUUCCUCAUUAUGGAGGAAGUGGUGGAUCUGGAACAAGUGGUGCACAUGCAGGAGUGCAGCAAUUCUGUGGUAGCAGUGGAUCCAAUACACAUGGUGGAUAUGGAGGAAUGCAGAACAUGGAGGAAGUAAUGAUAGUCUACUGGAAUACUAACUGUGGUGAUUAAUAGUUUUAUUUAUAUUUAUAUUAUCAUUUUGUUAUUUUGUUUUAUGUAAGUGUGUGUGGUACUUUUUCGGAGCUCAGAGCUAGUCUCCGAGAAGAUUUUGAAGAGGCCAUUAUUUAAUAUUGUAAUUUUCAAAAUUUUAUAAUAUAUUAUCUCUUAUAAAAACAUAAUUCAUGAUUAUGUAUUAAAAUAAUUUAGCCCAAAUAUAUUCAAUAUUACGCUCAAAUGAAAGAUCUAAAUGUGAACUUCACAAUGGUAUAGUUUUUAUUAUUGAAAAAUUUUUAGAAAUAAAAUUUCACGAGAAAAGGAAAUUGUGAUUAAAACCGAAAAAGGACACAAAUGGAAUAAAAAUUCUGUAAGUUGAAUGAAGAGGGGUAAAAGAGGAAUAAAAGAAUUAAACAAUAAAAUAUUAUAUAGAGAU